Tachysurus vachellii is the source of this 557-nucleotide messenger RNA. It is a transcript of the gene ghrl, whose product is annotated as ghrelin/obestatin prepropeptide. NCBI's taxonomy places the organism in Eukaryota, Metazoa, Chordata, Actinopteri, Siluriformes, Bagridae. The transcript has 3 exons. Bases 57 to 392 code for a protein of 111 amino acids. The record is from RefSeq and is a predicted model, not a curated record. Gene Ontology annotation, cellular component: extracellular region. Gene Ontology annotation, molecular function: growth hormone-releasing hormone activity.
UUUGCUCCAGAUCCUGAGAGAGAGAGAGAGAGAGAGAGAGAGAGAGAGAGAGAGAGAUGCUCAUCAUGCUGGGUCACAGACGUAUCGGUUACAUGAUCUUGCUCCUAUAUGCUGUUUCUUUCUGGGCUGAAACUGCAAUGUGUGGCUCCAGCUUCCUCAGUCCAGCCCAGAAACCACAGGGUCGUGGAGACAGAAAGCCCCCUCGAGUGGGCCGGAGGACUGCAGCUGAACUCGAGCCUACUCUUCAUUCUGAGGAUAAAAUCAUGGUGAGCGCACCGUUCCAGCUGGCCGUGUCUCUCAGUGACACACAAUAUGAGGAUUACGGUCCUGUGCUGCAGAGGAUGUUACUGGAUGUCCUGGGUGGUGAUCCACCAACUUCAGCUGAGUUCUGAUACCCAUUACAACAACAACAACAACAACAACAACAACAACAGUCAUCUUGUCAGUGUGCAGAGUUUCAUUCUCUUUAUGACAAAUUAAUGCGUAUAAAAAUGUAUGUCCUGCUGUAUUUCACAUGCAUCAGAUAUGAGCAGGUUCUGUAAACCUUUAUUAUCCAC